Morus notabilis is the source of this 2240-nucleotide messenger RNA. RefSeq names its product pentatricopeptide repeat-containing protein At2g13600. The coding region runs from base 35 to 1876 and encodes 613 amino acids. NCBI's taxonomy places the organism in Eukaryota, Viridiplantae, Streptophyta, Magnoliopsida, Rosales, Moraceae. Gene Ontology annotation, biological process: RNA modification. Gene Ontology annotation, molecular function: RNA binding; protein binding. The transcript has a single exon. The record is from RefSeq and is a predicted model, not a curated record.
UUUGCAAAACUUUGUGACAUAAUACCACACUACCAUGUUGCUUCGUUUCCCUCCAAAUCCAAAAAACAAGCCGUUUCUCUCUUCACCUUCUCUCUUCAAGCUCUUUGUUCACACAUCGAAAAUUACACCCUCUUCUUCUCCUACCCAUCUUAACAAUCUCCUGAACAACACUAUCCAAACCAAGAACCUCAAACACGCCUCCGAAAUCCACGCCCAGCUCAUCACAAACGGCUACAUUUCCCUCCCUUUCCUCUUCAACAACCUCCUCAAUUCCUACGCCCAAUGCGGCCACAUCCGCCGGAGCCUGCUCCUCUUCUCCGCCGCCCGUGGCAUCCCCAAAAACGUCGUCGCUUGGACCACUCUCGUCACUCGCCUUUACCAUUCUCACGAGCCCUUCGAAGCUUUGUCUUUGUUUAGCCAGAUGAUUUCCUCUGCUCAUGUGUUGCCAAACCACUUCACUUUCUCCGCGGCUUUGCCCGCUUGCGCCGACACCGAAAUUGCGGUUCACGGCGAGCAACUGCAUUCUCUGAUUUGGAAGCUUGGGUUUGAGACCCAUGUUUUUGUUUGCAGUGCGUUGCUUGAUAUGUACGGGAAGUGUGGGGACGUAAUUUCUGCGCGGAAGGUGUUCGAUAAAAUGCCUGAGAGAAAUCGUGUUUCGUGGAACACUAUGAUUGUCAGGCUUUUAAGGAACGGGUUUUAUGAGCGGGCUGUUGAGUUUUUUAUGGAGUUUUCUCGGGAGAGUUCGGUUUGUCCUGAUCAGGUGAGCUUUUCGAGCGUGUUGAGUGCUUGCGCCAACAUUGGGGCUGUGGAAUUCGGUAGACAAGUUCAUGGUGUAAUUCUGAAGCAUGGCUUGGAAAUGUUAGUUUAUGUUGAAAACUCUCUAAUGGACAUGUAUUUGAAAUGUGGGUUGUUUGACCACGCUCUUAAGUUGUUUCGGAUAAUGGGGGACGCGGAUAGAGACAUUGUUACAUGGAAUAUAAUGAUAAAUGGAUGCGUUACCAAUCGCAACUUUGAGAAUGCUUGCAACUAUUUUUGGGCUAUGAGAAGGGAAGGUAUAAGACCUGACGAAGCAUCUUACUCUUCUGUCCUUGGAGCUUCCGCUUGCCUAGCAGCUCUUGAUCAAGGCACAAUGAUCCAUGAACAGAUAAUAAAAUCUGGGUUUAUGAGGAUUUUGUGUGUCGCAAAUUCAUUGAUAAAAAUGUACUCCAGAUGCGGGAACCUGAAUGAUGCUUACUGCGUGUUUGAAGAAAAUGAGGACCGCAAUGUGGUUUGUUGGACUGCUAUGAUUGCAGCUUACCAACAACAUGGCUGCGCAAACCAAGUGUUUGAAUCAUUUCGUGCAAUGUUAGGAGAUGGAAUCAAGCCUAAUUACAUAACUUUCGUUUCGGUUCUGUCAGCUUGUAGCCAUGCUGGGCUUGUAGAAGAAGGUUUUGAGUACUUCAACUCAAUGACCGAAAUGCAUGGUAUCAUCCCCGGGCAUGAACACUAUGCUUGCAUGGUUGACUUGCUCAGUCGUGCAGGUCGAUUGGAUGAGGCUAGGAGGUUUAUAGAGUCAAUGCCAAUCAGACCGAAUUCGUCAAGUUGGGGAGCUUUGCUUGGUGCUUGCAAGGAUCAUAACAAUCUUGAAAUGGGCAGACAAGUUGCAGAAAAGCUUUUCUGCUUGGAACCAAAUAAUCCCGGAAACUAUGUGCAACUCUGUAAUAUGUACACAAACAAUGGAAGGUUGAAAGAAGCUGAUGAUGUUAGGAGGUUGAUGGGGCUUAAUAGGGUAAGAAAGGAGCCUGGAUGUAGCUGGAUUGAUAUCAAGAACAAAACCAUUGUGUUUACUGCCCAUGAUAAGUCGCAUUCUAGGACAGAUGAGAUUUCGAGAUAUUGAGAAAAUUGGAGUUACUGAAGAAUGAAGGGGUAUGUGUUGAAACCCAACACAAUGCCUGAACGUUUUCAUCUACGACAGAUAACAGACAUGAUUAGAUGAAUGUUGUUCCUUUAACUUUAUUACUAGUUCAAAAGCUUUAGCAAGAAUCUAUAUGCCCCAAAAAGCAUGAUAUUGUUCUUCGCAUAUAUACUUUUCUGUCAAGAAAUCUGGUGGAAUUCCUUCAGUAAUAUUCUAAUCCCAAUUUCUUUUUUUGUCUGGGCCCGCCAAGAAUUCUCAGGGAGUUUGAUACACAAAGAAGUCCUAGAUCAAGUUCUAAUUGAUCAGGAAAAAAACAACAAAACACCGAAGGAGACGCGAUGACACU